GGUUGGGAGUUCGGGGGUCCUGAGCCUAAGCUGUCAGGAUCAGGAAGCCAGUCUAUCUUUUUUGAAAUCACUACAGACUUAGUGCACACACAUCGGGGACAUCCAAAACACAUAAAGUUAUAGAAUGGGUUUCAAGAGGAAGCCAGGAAAUAAAGGGAUGCCCUGAACUGAACAUUUGAAUGGGUAACCUACGAUUGUAGAGCAUGAGCCGGCCAGCUACUUUACUUCAGGAAGAAUUGCCACCCAGGAACAUGAAGUCUGAUUCCCAUUAGGCUAAGAUACAUAAAAUUAUCACUCUGCAAGCCAAAAAUAGCGGAGUGGUGCCAGUUUGGUACCGCUCAACCCAGAGUUCCACCGGCUCUGCUCUGUAGACCUUAGAGAUAGCCGUGGUGUCUCACACAUCUUCCGUGGCUGAUGCCUACUUUACCUAGUUCAUGGAGAUUUUGCAAGCACUGAUCCAAACUACAGAAUGUGUACUAAUUACCUGUUAUCAAUAGUACCUGGAAAGUGACGCUGAUACCACCACAGCCCUUACUCCCGAAGGGUUCGCAGGUCAACAAAAGGGACACGGAAACAGAGUUGGCAGUGAUAAGCAAUGCGAGCGACUUAGCUGUGGGGUAUUAGGAAGGUAAACAUCCGGCAUCACUGGCAAGAACCGGUGAGCAAAGAUGUGCAGCUGUGGAAGCCGGUGGGCACGGAUGAAAGACAGCUGUGCCCUAUGACCUAAAGCUACAGCGUGAGGAGGCGGAGGGAAAGGAUAGAGGCCAAGGGGGAGCCAAGGACGCAGCAGCAGUGGGUAGCAGAGGGUCACAGGUAAUAAAAGCUGGGGCCAUAAAGACAGCUCGUGCUUAAAAGCACGUGGCGCGCUUCCAGAAGACCCCAGUUUGUUUUCCAGGAUCUGUGUAAGGGAGCUCCCUCCUGGUCUCCUAGGGCAAACACAGGGCUCUCUCUCUCUCUCUCUCUCUCUCUCUCUCUCUCUCUCUCUCUCUCUCUCUCUCUCUCUGUGUGUGUGUGUGUAAAUAAAUAUAAUAAUUUAAAAAAUACUAAGUGCCUCUUUUCAGAAAUUUUUCCAGGAAUAACAGCAUCCUCUCCUCUUCUCACCCUCUUCUCGCUUCUCCUCGCGGGUGAUUGUCUGGACUCAUUGAUUUGUCACGUUUCUCCAGGGAGCACUUCCUUUCCCUCCCCAGGAGAGGGAAAUUUCACAGCAGUGGGAGGAAGGAAAGAGAAAGUAACUCAGCUCUGCUCAAGCGGAGGAGGUAGCUUUCACUGCUGCUUUCCCUUCCUGUGUAUCUUUUAUUCCGACUUCCGCCAGAAAAGGAAGUGAAACCACCCAAGAGGUGCCCAAGAAGGCAGAGGGUUGGUGUAAGAGACCCACUGUGCGUCAGCGCUGUCCUGUGAUGAAGUCACACUGUGUUAGAAAGCUUCCUCUUCUAUCAGCUAAGACCAGGUGAUGGUUUCAACGGGACAUGACCUACAAUCGCUAGAGAAAAAGAGACUAACCAAUUGGGGCAGGCGUGUGCAGCGGGCCACACUGUAUGGAUGGCUUUGGGGAUUGUCUUGGUUGGGUUAGUGGAUGUGGAGGGAUCUAGUCCACUGUGAGUGGCCGAUUCCCUGGUUGGGAGAGGGGGAAGGUCCUGACCACUAUAGAGAUGGAGAGAAAUGGAACUGAACACAAAAGGCCAGCAUGUAAGCAUUCGUUUUCUUCCCUUGGCUGCGAUGCGAUGUGAAUACUGUUUAAAGUUCCUGCCUUGACUUCUCCCAUAGGACUGUAUAACCUGAAAUUGGGAGCGUAAGAAAAAGCCAUCCGUUUCCCAAGUUGUUUUUUGUUGGUGUGUUUUUAUCACAGCUGUAGAAAUAAAACUAGGGCAGAUCAUUUGGGGACACUGCUUCUUUCUGUGAACUAGCAAUAUGUCCUUGCGAUCCCAUCACAGACUCAUGAAUCUUCCCAUGUUAGACCAUAAAGGCUUGACAAAAUAGUAAACUAUGACUUGAGGCCCUGGAAUUCAGCAUCACCCCAUUCUAUCAACGUCUCCCAUGCCUCCAGGGACAGAGCUUGUUAUCAGAUCUGGCUUCACUUACAAUUAUUAGUAUAGCCUUUGCCAAGCUAUCCCUCUGGCAAGAGGUGAGCUACUGUUUACUCACCCCUAAAAGGAAGACAAUCAUAUCCAAACAGCUAAUGAAAAAGCCCGUGGCUCACUUAUGAUGGAUGGCCAAAGCAGUGCAGAAGCAGUCACCGCCACUCUCCUCACUGAAGAGUCUGUCCUAAGGGUUAGAGAUGGCUCAGCAGUUAAGAGUGCAUACUGUUCUUGGGCCUGGAUUUAGUUGCCAGAACCCACAUGUGGCAACUCACAACCACUGGUAAAUCCAGUUCCAGGGAUCUGAGAUCCUCUUCUGGCCUGUGUAGGCACACACCCACACAUGCAUGGUGUGCAUAAACUCACACAGACAUAUAAGUACAUAUACAUUUUUUAAAGCAAUAAGUAUAUUUUUGUAGAGUCUGAUUUAUUGUAAACUCCUUGCUCACCCUUCUUGACCUUCAGAUGUCUCUUGUGCGGCAGCCAUAGAUUUUGUGUUGUUGUUUGUUUGUUUUUAAAAGGCCGGGACACAAAGCUCAGUUGGUAGAGUUUUUGCUUAGCACGAGUCCUGGGUUCAAUCCCCAGCAUCCCAGAAACUAGGUGUGAUGGAAGCCUGUGCUUCUAGCACUUGUGAGAUCAAGUCAAGAGGGUCAGAAGACCCAGACUGAGUCACUAAAGUGGUACAGUGGGUAAAGGCGCUUCCUGCUACAUCUGCUAACUUAAGUUUGAUGCUUGGGACCCAGGUAGUACAAGAGAGCAGCGGGCCUUGCAAGUUGUCCUAUUAUCCAUUAUUCAUGGCACAUGAGUAACAAAUGAAUGUAAUUUUAAAAAGUCCUCUACUCCGUGACUUGUAUCAAUGUCUGGGAUAUGUAAAUUUCUGUCUAGAAGAGGAGGAGGAGGAAAGGAAAGAAUGGAGAGAGGGAAGAAAGGGAUGAAAGAAGGAGGGAGAGGGAGGGAGGUAAGAAAGAGAAAUGAAAAAAAAAGUCAAAUCACAUAUUGCUUAAAACUUUUCUUUGGCUCCUUCUGUCUUUUAAGUUGAGACCAAGCUGCUUCCUUUGGCUUCUUGAGCCCAGCCAAACAUGCCUCCUGCUCUCUGCCAUCUCUAACCCCACCACUAUGUUCCUGAGAACCUACUAUGGUUCAGCCAGACUCCCCCUGUUCUUUAAGCAGAUUGAGCCUGUCUUGACUUGACCCCUUAACCAGGAGUGUUCUUUGCCCAGAAGGUGUUUCUUUCUGCCCCACCCUGACCUCCCUUGCACCUUGUGGAUGGACCUUUGACGUAAGUUGGGACUGCACUUCCUCAGCACCUGCUCUGCUCCAGGUUCCUGAGUCCGUGCUCAGGAAGAUUGUAUUUGCCAGAAUAUUACUCAACAGCUUCCUCCCGAUGUGGAGUAAACUUCGGAAGGCAGAACUUUGACUGAUUCACCACUGCAGCCCCAGCACCUAGCCUAGGAACAAACUGUUUGGCUUAUUAUUGGCAUCAUCAUUAGACAGCCCUCUGUGCACAGACCCAAGCCUAUCACUGCUAUGACCUCAAGAGACCUCAGUGAAGUUAGGUUUCCUUGAAAUGAAUUCCAAACCAUUUAAUUACUUUCUUUAGGGUCAGAGGUUGAAUUUCCUCUUUUCGAUAUUAUCCAACUUUUCCAAGUUGAGUAUACAUGUCUAGUAAAAGUUUUCUAAAGGACCUUGCAUUUUAAUGGGAUUGGUUACAGGAAAUCAAUCUGCUUCACCACAUUUUCAAAGCAAGAUUCUCACUAAGAAAAGUCAGCAGCCAAACCAACAUUCUGAUGACCUAUCAACAGCUUUGGUCAGUGAAGGGAAUUGCCUGACACGUAAGAGGGCAGGAGUGUCUAAAGGACUUGCUGGUUGACCAGAGGUAGAUAAUACACCCAACUGAAAAGAAAAUCUUCACAUGCUGUCCCAUGGGCUCAUGCUGAUGGUACACAGUCCCUGACCUAAAAUGGCAAUGCAGUAUUUGUUUAACGUAACUUCCUACAGCCAAAGAGGCCACCACACACAUUUGUACUUUGGAAAUGAUUACAGCUCACACUUUUUUUUUUGUUUGAGACUCAGAACUAUGGGGUUUCUCAUGCUGACACUCAAGGGCUUUGCGAAGUGUGUGACUGGCCCACAUUCAACCUCAUACACUUUGUACUGUUCCUACAAACAUGACCCCAGCUCUUUUCUCACUGUGUCUGGAGUGUUUUAAUUGGCCAUCAAACUGGUCUUCUUUACUCUCUUUUUCUUGGGAUGGCCCUUUACAGAGUCAGAAGACUAUGCUCACAAAGCACAUUGAAUGUUUCUCAAUAUUUUAAAAGCUUCCUGCUAUCAGCCAGGCAUGGUGGUACACACUUUGGUCUCAGCACAUUGGAGCCAGAAGUAGAUGAAUCCCUGUGAGUUCAAGACCAACCUUGUCUACAUGGAGAAUUCCAGGCCAGCCAGGGGCUACAUAGUGAGACCCUUGCUUCAAAAAAAAUAAAUAAAUUUUAGAAGUUUCUCACUAUUAGAGGCCUUUACUCACAGCCCUUUGCACACUGCUCCCAACAUAACGCAUCAAAACUUUACGUAGUCUAAACUGGACUGCAAACAUAAUUCGAACAAGCAGUUGAAAACAACAUACAUAUAUACAUAUACAUACAUGCAUGUGUACAUAUAUACAUACAUACAUUUUGAGGAUGGUCUCAAAAUCACAAAGAUAUAUUGUCUUCUGCUUCCAGGGAGAUGGGAUUAAAGGAGUGUAUCACCACACCUCACCACAACUUACAUUUCUGUGCUCAUAGUAAUCAUGAAUCAAUCAAAAAAUCCAAGUAUAAAAUAUUAAAAAGUAAAAUUUAGAAAAUAGCUGUAGGCAAAUCUUCUUUCAGUCAUAGAUGUGAAUGAUAUCCUAAAGCAAGGCACAAAACUCACAAUUCUUAAAUGCAAAUACCAUUUCCAUAUGAUAUUUAGAAAUUAGAUAUUUCCACACGAAAUUUAUCAAUUAAGAUUUCAUUUAAAAGCCCAAGCACCAAGGCACAACGUUUCAAUAAGCAUUGCUGACGGAGGUGACUUUCUUAACUGUAUCUCAUUAUUGUGAUAAAAUACUUGGUAGAAGCCACUCAAGAAGAAAAGGUUCAUUCCAGCUCACAGGUCAGGUAGUACAGCCCAUCACAGUUGAGAAUGCAUGGCAGCAGGAAUACUGAUAUAGCUGUUCACACGGUAGCCUCACCCAGCAAGCAGAAAGCUGUGAAAGCCAGUGUUCGGCCCAUUCUCCCCUUUGAAUUCAGUCCAAGACCCACAACACACGGAAUAGUGUCCUCAAAAUAUUCCUGUUUUUCAGAAAGAUAAGUGUGUCAAAGGUGACAACAACUAUGGCAGCCUCAGGCCGUGGGGGUGGGAAACGGGAGAGGGAGAAAAUUCAUCUAGACUGUCAGCCAACUACAAACCAACACACACCUUCGGAGGUUGCAUGGAAAUAGCUAUUAAGUCAUGAAGUGCAUGCACCUCUUGAUCCAGUGGCAAAUUCCACUACUGUAAAACUGGUGUUACCAAUGAACUUUGACAUUUUCUAAGAAUCGUGCACAUGCGCCACCCUCCUUCGGCUGGACUACUGACGUGAACAGAGGAAAAAAAAAAAAAAAAAACACUAGAAAGAGCCAAGUGUUAAGCAAGAAGGGACUGAUAAAAAUAAAUUUAUAGGAUGGAAAGCAGAAAACACUCGGGAUACAGUGUUAAUUUUAGAGAAUGGAAACGGGGGCUCAUGAAACAUUUGUAGUAUCAUUCUACUUUCUACUUAGAAAUAGAUACAUGUGUGAGAUUUCAGCAUGGAAGGAAGAAAAAAAGUGAUAGCAUAGAUACUUCCUAGACAUUUACCUACUUUCUAAGGGCACUCAUCUAUCCUUUCAGAAAAAUCAGAAAAAUAUUUGCCUGCAAAAAACAAAACAAAACAAAACAAAACCAAAAAAAAAAAAAACCAAACAAAAAAAACCCAAAAAACAACAAAACGACUCUUCUACAGAAGAGAUGGUCUGUUCUGUUUUCUUAGAUAUUCUAUAUUCCAGAAAAGGCAUCACUGGGCGUCCGUUUUAAAGAUUACAUCUAUAAGACAGUAAUUAAGUAUAACUCUGAAAGGACUGCUCUGUUGGGAAUGUGUCUGGAGGAGAAGGCUACACACACCCACACAUUCCAUUCAGAUUGCUUCAUUUGCAUAACUUCAUUCAUUCAUCAGCUACUGUAACCAGUGCUGCUUAAUAGGAGCUACUACAGUAUAAAUAGAACUGCAGCCUGACUGCAUUAGCACAAGGGCUCACUGCAGGAAAGUACAUCCUUUAAGACCAGCUAUCUCCCAUCACUAUUAAGAAACCUGAAAAAUGAGACCUAGAAUGAAGUAUUCGAACUCCAAGAUUUCCCCGGCAAAGUGCGACAGCACAUCAGGCAGAGCCCUGGUCCCGCCUUGCAAAAUCACAAGAUCCCAACAGAAGACCAAAGAUAUCUGCCAUGUCUACUGCAUGAGGCUCCGUUCUGGCCUCACCAUAAGAAAGGAGACCUGUUAUUUUGGAAAAGAACCCGCCAAAAGAUAUUCACUAAAAUCAGGUAGCAAGCAUGAAGGGAGGCUCUCUACCUGUUUACCAGAUUCUAGGAAGAGAUCCCUGCUUGGCAGUAUCCAAGCGUUUGCUGCAUCAGUUGACACACUGAGUAUCCAAGAUUGUAAGAAGGUAAAGAAGGGAACUGUCUUCCUCGUUCCUACCCCCACUGUGCAGGAAGCUAACACCUUUAAUCCCACCCUGGGAUCAGGAACUUCACUGCUAACAGAAUCUUGUGCCCUGAGCACAUACAACGACCAAUCUGUUAGUUUUGUUUUGGAGAAUGGAUGUUACGUGAUCAAUGUUGAAGAUUGUGGGAAAAACCAAGAAAAAGAUAAGGUGCUACUCCGUUACUACGAGUCUUCCUUUCCUGCACAAUCAGGAGACGGUGUGGAUGGGAAGAAGCUGAUGGUGAACAUGAGUCCUAUCAAAGACACAGACAUCUGGCUGAAUGCCAAUGACAAGGACUACUCUGUGGAGCUCCAAAAGGGUGAUGUCUCUCCGCCAGAUCAGGCCUUCUUUGUUCUUCACAAAAAGUCCUCUGACUUCGUUUCAUUCGAAUGCAAGAAUCUUCCUGGCACUUACAUAGGAGUAAAAGACAACCAACUGGCUCUGGUAGAAGAGAAUGAUGAGAGCUGUAACAAUAUCAUGUUUAAGCUCUCUAAGAUGUAACGUAAUAAAAGGUCUGUGCCUUCUGGGUUAAAUGGUUCAAUGCUUCCAACUGAAGAAAGGCCAACAGAGAGAAAGAAAGCCGUUCUUGGUUUAAGAUGAUGUGAAAUGUUAUAUAGAAGAUUUUCUCUUAUUUCCUUUUGUAGAGCUGCAUGUUCAACAAAGACGUGAUUCUAUGACUUAGGGCAAUUGGUAAAGAAACAGAUUCAGUCCUGCCCUUUCCUUUUCUCUGCUUUGAGUCCUGCAUGAAAUCACACUCACAGACCUGUUCAGAAGAGCACGCACCACAGCUCACGUUUUGCUUUCAAAAAUCUUCAUCAAAAGAAAACAACAAAACAAAACUAAAAAAAUAAAAACCCUACACAAUUUUCCCUGGUUCUAAGCCAAAGAUUGUAAUACUAGAGCAGUUGGGGGGGAGGACCAGCUAGAGGGAGGACCAGCUAGGGGGAGGACCAGCUAAGGGGAGGACCAACUGCCCCAGAGACUGUUCAGAAUAAAAUGCCAAAUGCAUCGCUAUAUGCCCCAGGCACCCCUCAGAUCAGCCCUUUCUGUCAAGAACCCUAGCACUCCAGAUGUCUACAUGUCUAGACAGACAAGUCUGUGUUUGUGAAGUGGAGUGAUAUUACCUGCGCUUGUUUCCUUCUUAAAAUUCCAUUUUUUUUUCAACACAGCAACUUAACUUUAAGCAAGCCAGCUUACAUUAGGAAACGAAACACAUUUUAGUUCGCACCUGUGACUGAAAUCAUUGACGAUAUUUAACAAACUUCAAGUCUUCUGUAAGAACUAACCAGGGACAUACACUAGGGUAUCUCAAUAGCAUGGGAUCCCAUGGUGCAGUCAGAAGUCCUCUUACUAGAAAGACACUAAAUUGACCUCAACUUUUCAAUAGCUGGUUAUUGCCUAUGUUUGUGGCAUGCUGUGUCCUUCUCGCUGACUUCCGAAGAGCUGAGGCUUUCGAUGCACCCAUCUACUUGGAUGAAAUGUCUCUGCUGCCUGUCUGCUUGCUUUCCUUCCACACAAGUUCUGUUCUGCCCCUUCUUUGGUUCUUUUGACCAACAUAUCCGUAACAGGUCUCCUUCUCACUAAGCAUUGUUUCUGUUUUCUCUGAUGUCUAUACGCCAUCCGCUGUAUUUAGUCUGCAAUGCAGAAUUUUACAUAGACUUACUGGUUACAAGCUUGUUCCUUAAACUUUGUGUAUGUUUAAGUGUUACUAAAGUAGUACUAAAGAAAGGUUUGUAUUCAACCACGUAGUAAUAUUUCAAGCUACUAAAGGAAUAGUUUUACCUAUUUAGACAACAGCAAUUUCUACUACAUUUUUUAUAAGCUUAAAACUCACUAUGUAUACAAUAGCCGGUGGGGUGUAGAACAAAAGAGGCCAGGAACCACCGUAUACAAUUAGAGCGGGUAUAAUUGUUUCAUUAAUUUGUCACAGUUUUACUGUAAAGGAAAGUAGAGGCAGAAUCUUUAUACUCCCCCCGAAAACCACAAUGCUGACUCUAUGAAUCUGCACGCCAUCCUUAAAAUAGUAAUUAAGUAGCCAAAUGUGUUCUUGACGUUGUUCACAACUUUGAAUAAACUAAGUUUCAAAGCCA
This is a messenger RNA of Rattus norvegicus (Norway rat), 8895 nucleotides long. It is a transcript of the gene Il33, whose product is annotated as interleukin 33. Lineage: Eukaryota; Metazoa; Chordata; Mammalia; Rodentia; Muridae. The record is from RefSeq and is a predicted model, not a curated record. Gene Ontology annotation, molecular function: cytokine activity. Gene Ontology annotation, cellular component: transport vesicle; chromosome; nucleus.